Cricetulus griseus (Chinese hamster) is the source of this 3486-nucleotide messenger RNA. The record is from RefSeq and is a predicted model, not a curated record. Lineage: Eukaryota; Metazoa; Chordata; Mammalia; Rodentia; Cricetidae.
CCCCGCGAGCUCUGGGAAAGGGCGGGAAAGGCGGUUGGAGAGGGAGGGGCGAGCGGUUACUCACUCCAUGGCUGCGGAAAGGAGAGGCGGCGACGGCGGCCUCGGCUGAACAGACGGCGGGAGCGGAGAGUGCAGGCGCGAAACCUCCCCAAGGUUGCAGACGCUGACGGAUUUGCCCCAGAGUCGGAGUAGCUGCCACUUGGAGAUUCCACAACCAUGAGUGGGUUUAACUUUGGAGGUACCGGGGCCCCUGCUGGUGGCUUUACAUUUGGCACUGCGAAGACUGCAACGACCACACCUGCCACUGGGUUUUCCUUCUCUACUUCGGGCACUGGAGGGUUUAAUUUUGGGACUCCCUCCCAGCCAGCAACGACUACCCCUUCUACUGGCCUCUUCUCACUCACCACACAGGCCCCAACCACACAGACCCCAGGAUUCAACUUUGGAACAACACCUGCUUCUGGAGGAACUGGCUUCUCCCUGGGGAUCAGCACCCCAAAGCUCAACCUGAGUAACACAGCUGCCACACCAGCUACAGCCAACACUGGCAGCUUUGGCCUUGGCAGUAGCACCCUUACCAAUGCCGUCUCAAGUGCUGGGACCUCCAGCCAGGGAACAGCCCCCACUGGCUUUGUCUUUGGGUCCUCUACCACCUCUGCUCCAUCUACAGGCUCCACGGGGUUCUCAUUCACCAGUGGCAAUACAUCCCAGCCUGGAGCCUCUGGCUUCAACAUUGGCUCUGUGGGUAGCUCAGCCCAGCCCACAGCACUGUCUGGCUCUCCCUUCACUCCAGCCACGAUGGUGACCACUACAGCGGGAGCAGCACAGCCAGCUGCUGCUGCUGCUGCUGCUGCGCCCACUGCUGCCACCACCAGUACAGGGUCCACACUCUUUGCUUCUAUAGCACCUGCUCCUGCCUCAUCCAGUGCUACAGUGCUCUCCCUCUCAGCUCCAGUGACAACUGCGGCUACUCCUAGUGCUGGCACUCUGGGCUUCAGCCUCAAGGCCCCUGGAGCAGCUCCUGGCACCUCCACUACUAGCACCACCUCUACCACCUCUACCGCCUCCACCACAACCACUGGCUUUGCUUUGAGCCUGAAGCCCCUGGUGCCAACUGGCUCCAGCAGUGUAGCUGCUACUGGGACUCCCCUACCUGGCUCUAGCACCGCAGCUGGGACUUCCACAGGUCCCGCAAUGACCUAUGCACAGCUGGAAAGCCUGAUCAACAAGUGGAGCCUGGAGCUGGAGGAUCAGGAGCGGCACUUCCUGCAGCAGGCCACACAGGUCAAUGCCUGGGACCGCACACUGAUUGAGAAUGGGGAGAAGAUCACUAGUCUGCACCGUGAGGUGGAGAAGGUGAAGCUAGAUCAGAAGCGGCUGGAUCAGGAACUGGACUUCAUCCUAUCACAACAGAAGGAGCUGGAGGACCUGCUGAGCCCAUUGGAGGAGUCAGUGAAGGAGCAGAGUGGCACCAUCUACCUUCAGCAUGCCGACGAGGAGCGUGAGAAGACCUUCAAGCUGGCUGAGAACAUCGAUGCACAGCUCAAGCGCAUGGCACAGGACCUCAAGGACAUCAUCGAGCACCUGAACAUGGCUGGCGGCCCUGCGGACACCAGUGACCCACUGCAGCAGAUCUGCAAGAUCCUGAAUGCACACAUGGAUUCCCUUCAGUGGGUGGACCAGAGCUCUGCCCUGCUGCAGAGGAGGGUGGAAGAGGCCAGCCGUGUCUGUGAGGGCCGCCGUAAGGAGCAGGAGCGCAGCCUGCGCAUUGCCUUCGACUAGUCCUGCGUGAAUAGGAGGGGCUCCUUGGGUUACAGGACCGCUGGCUUUCUUUUGGGUGGUUGUGCUGUUUGGAGAAACAUCCUUUAAGUUGUGCAAGGCAUAGCAUUCAUUGUUAUAACCUGUGUGCUCUGGAGCCAAGUGUGAAUGUCACUGAGCUCUAGACCAGCAUUUAAACAGCAAAGGCAAGUGUUGAAUUCAGUGCUGCCUCACGGCAGCUUCAGUUCUAAUUCAUCCAACUCAUCCUUCAGCCACUUCAGUACAGCUGUGACAGUGGGACAGAGUACUCCAAAGGAGAUACUGGCCAAGAAACUUACCUGGGGUGGAGAUGUGGUGGGUUUGAAAGCCCAAGGUUUCUGCACCUCUCCAGCUCCCCAUCUAGCCAAUGUUCUCCAGAACCUCUGCCACACAGAGCAGAGUCACGGAGGCACACUGAGCUAACAACUGUUUUGCACUGGCUACCUCUCACCCCUAGAUUGUGAGCUUCUAUGGCAGGGACUGACUGCCUUUGGGGCCCAGAGUGACAGCAGAUUUGCUUCUGGAUAUGCCAAUGUCGAAACCAUCUUAGUCACAGUUAGAUCCACAGUGUUGAAGACCAGCAGUCUUGUCUUGGUCUGUUUUAUUUCCCUGUACUCUAUAGCAUCUGUGGUCCCUGAUCAAAUGUUGCUUUUCUAAAUAAAGAAAAAUGUGUGAAAUCAGACCUGCUGUGAGUGUAAGUAGGUAGUGGGGAAAGGGCCAAGACUUGGCAGGGCAUUGCUGAUGGGAUAGCUAGUUCUGUGCCUUUGGGUUGGAACCAUUGACUGAGUGAGCUACAUGGGCCCAGUCUUCUAGCAUCCUGGGGUGGGUGGGCUACAGCUUCAAGAGUCCUGUCCACCCCUGUACACAAGUAGUAAAUCAUCUCCAAUGUGUGCAGGUGUUGUUUGUGAUGUCUUCAGCAGUGGGGAACAGGUGAUUUCCAGAUGCUGGGCUCAUGACAAACAUUUGACUACCACUCCUACAGCACUGGGGACCCUGGAUCAGCAGUCUGAAGAUUCAAGAAUGGGGCCACACAUUAUUUCCUUGGAUCAUGUUGGACUUUAAAGCCCAAGAGAAAGCUGUGGGGGCGGGGCGGGGCGGGGCCUGGGGAGGUAGCUCAGCUGCCAAGAGCAAAACAGCACCCACGUUGUAGCUCACAACCAUCUGUAACUCCACUUCCAGGUUACCAGGUGCCCUCUCCUGGGCUUCUUAGGUACUGCAUGUACAUAGUGCAAGGUAUACAUGCAGGCAAGCAUAUAAAAUCUCAAAGAUUAGAAAGAGAAAGCCUGGCAUGGUGGUGAACACCUGUAACUCCAGCAUUCUGGAAUCAUCUUAAGGUACAUAGUCACAUGAGGCCUUGUCUUGGAAUAGAUGCAAGGCCAGUGAACUGGAGGGCACAAAUCCUAAGAGCCCCAGUGGCCUUUCCGAAAUGUGUGAGUUUUUGUUGGGUUUCCCACUCUAGCCCAGAGUGACCCUCUUUGAAUUGAUAUGACCUUGUCUUAGUCUCCUGAGUGCUAGAAUUAUGGACAAGCCACCACAGCCCAGCUCUGCACUCCAUGGCUUGACCCCAGCUGACCAUGAUGUCAUUGUCAGGGUUCAAACAAUAAAGAUGGUCAGUGUGCAUUUCUAAUGUGUAUGUACUCAUUUUGGAUUGUAUAUCUGAAUGUAAAUAAAGCUUGCCAUUUGUGGGUA